CCAAGACCUACACCAAAGAGAGAAUGUAAACAAAAGUGGACGGAUCAGCUGUUGUGUUGUGGCCAAGAAUUCUGGAAUGUUUCAUGCCAAGACUCCUUUUUUGUCCCCUGAACCUCUAACAUCAGCUGACAGACCUCACUAACAAGGGGAAGACAGGCCCGGCAUGCUGCUACGUCCUCGGCGCUGAGAUCAGUAGUGGUGAGAAGGAAUCAGGGCAGAAAGUAUGAUGAUGCAAUCUUAUGGGAAGAAGACAACACUAAUCAUAUAAUCAUGACUGGUGAGGAGUUGCUGGCAUCCAUUGAAGUUUAUCAAAAUCAGUUGCAGCAGAUUGAAGAGGCCCUCACAACAGCUGGAAAUGAAGAAAAACGUCAGCUGAAAGAGUUACAAGCCAACCUCCUGCAGCUUCUUGAACUCACCCUGCAACAGUUGAACCAACAGUCACACUCUGAGCCACAGAAGGACACAGCACAUGGCAACCAGGAACAGCCUGCAAAGGAUAUCACUCCAUCAAACAGUAAAAGUGAAGAAAUCAACUUGGAUGAGGAAUUUGCACUCUUCAAGUCUGAAAUUGCAGCUAUAUCAGGGGAGGAUGAAGAAGACAAGACCACAGCAAAGCACUCCCAGGAGGAACUUGAGGCAAUGGUUGGGAAUCACUACAGAGCUCCCUUCACAGAGAAGUGGGGCGGCCUCUCCUACCACAACGCUGUCAUCCUCAGCCUCGUAACAAAGGAAGGAGGGGAUGUCAGCUUGGUGGAUCCUGAGGUGCGGGUGUUGUUCAGUCAGCCGACUUCGCUGGAGAUGCUCACCUGUCGCUUCUUCCUCUCCGGCUACUGCAAGUACUCGGAGGACAAGUGUCGAUUCUCCCAUGGAAAAGUUGUUCCUGUGGCAGAAAUCAAGGAAUACAGAGACCCUGAUUAUGAUGCAUUAGUCCCUGGCAGCCGUGUGCUGGUGCAGUACAGCAGUGACCUCUGGACGAAUGCGACCAUACAAGACAUCCUGGAAGACAGAUCAGCAUUCUGCAUCAAGUAUGACAAGAAUAAGGAGAUCGCAGAAGUGACGCCACUGCAACUUGUACCGCUGGGCCACGAUGACGGGGUGGAGAAUGACAGUGAAGAUGACAAUGAUGCUGAGAGAUCUGGCCCCACACAGGACACAAGUCUGGACAGCAGUGAUGAUGAACAAGAAAUUUUCAUCCCGAGCGCAAACUGGUUCCAGAAUUCCCUGUCAAGACGGCUUGGAGACUGGGAGAAGCACACCAAAGGCAUCGGGUCCAAGUUGAUGGAGAAAAUGGGCUAUAUUGUGGGCACUGGCCUGGGCCGAGAAGGGGAGGGCCGAGUGGAGCCAGUGUCCGCCUAUGUGUAUCCUCAGGGAGUGUCUCUUGACCGGUGCAUGGAGCUGCGAGAAGCAUCCAAUGGCGAGGAGCUGCUGGAGGUUGAGAAGCGCCUUGACAGGGAGAAAAGGAAAGAAGAAGCUAAGUCGGCCCAAGUUGCAGAACGAUUGCGGAAGCAAACUUCUGUGUUUGACAUAAUAAAUAAAAAGUUGGGAGGGAAAGGUCAGCCUUCUGAAGAUGAUGUAGAUGAAAAGGAAAAGCCAAAAGUGAACAUAAGUUCAGGUGUCCUGCAGAAAGAUACUGCCAAAAACCUGAACAGGAAAAACUAUCAAAUCAGUGAAAAUAUUCGACAACUGGAAAGAGAAGUGAACAAGAUAGAAAAGACAAAAGAGAGGCAGAGCAAUAACAAAGCUGCACUUGCUCUUAUAAAUACUCGGCUAGAAGCUAAGAAGUCAGAGCUGCGAAAAUUCAAAGAUGCUGAAAAACUGGUACAGGGAGAGCAGCAGAAGAGAAGAGACACUAAAAAAUAUUGUAUUUUUUAAAUUGUUCAUACACAGAUAUUACAUGAUCACCCCACUCAGCUGAGAUUUUUCCGCUGACGAGGAACAGUUACUGUCCCUCCUUCAGCAAGGGGGAUGGGGUGUGUGAAGGUCCCGGCAGUACCCAGAGAUCAACUAUAAUGAGCUUGCUCUAAUGGACCGUAUUGGCUAUACAGGCAGCGCCACAUGUGGCCACUCAACUCCAAGCUGCCCUUUCCAAAGAGUUCAAGUUAUAGACUAGAAUGCGUCUGAGGCUGUCUCCAGAAUACACGGCCAUGGUGCAGCCAUCGCUCCAAGACAAUAAUUGCACACACUUCACUCCUACCCAAUUUCAGUUUUUCUCCAUGUUAAAUAGUAGAUUCAGGAAAUCGGGUAGGAGUAAAGUGUGUGCAGUCGUUGACUUGGAGCGGUGGUGGUACCAAUGGCUUGUAUCCUGAAGGCAGCCUCUGAUGCACUCUAGUACACAAUUUGAAUUCUUUAGAAAGUGCUGCUUUGACAGUUUACCGACUGUCCACGUGUGGCGCUGCCUGUAUAGCCAACAUGGUCCAUUGGGAGAGUACUUGCUGGCUAUGAUGAGUUCAGCUUAUGGUCAGGCCGUGGUGAAUUGUACACACACACACACACACUAUUAACCCUUGGCUAGCAGCAUCAGUUGCUGAGUAGCACUCAAUAAAAAGAAUCAUCUCUAUUUAGUCACUGCCACCCAUAGGACUGCAGCCAGUGGUGGGAUUCUAUUUUUUUAAAAACAGGUGCUCCCACUCCAGGACUCGCUAACAACAGGUUCUUAUAACUUAUAAGUAAAAGGUGUUCAUGGGGGGAAAAUUGAGAACCCCUGAUUUAAGGUAACAGUAACAACCAGUUCUCAAGAUUAAAGAAAUUCUAAGAACAGGUUCUUGUGAACCGGUGCGAACCGGCUGAACUCCAUCACUGACUGCAGCAUAAAUAAAGUGACACGUCAUUGUAUAAGUUUUUAACAUUGCCUAUAUACAGAUUCUUCUGCAAUAUGGAGGUGUUGUUAUAUGUUUACCAUACAAUACUUCAGUUUUGUAAGUAGAUUUUGUUCAUAUUUUUAUAAGGUAAAUGGAGUCACUCACACACAGCCAAAGCUGUGCUCAGGACGUAUGAUCAGGAUGUGGCUUCCCUCCACCAUCACCAGAAAAUUGUUGCAUUACAGUUGCUCUUUAUGGCACAAUUUCUUAUUCAUUGCUGUGAACUCUCCUUCUCUUACCUUGGAAAUUGUUUUGAUAUGUGGUACAUCUUAAAACAUAUUUAUGCACAAUGCAAUUUGACAUAGAUCACAAUUGUAAAUACUUCUAACAGUUGGGAGCAGACUGGGACUUUAUGAGUGGUUAGUCGUUAGAGUUAUACACCUCUGUUGUUAAGUCAUGUAAACCACAGCCACUCAAAAGCUGCCAGUUAUGAUAUUUUUAGGCUCAGGCAAUCGUAUGUUACUGACUACUUAAUAGUGUCUGCUGGGAGAAAACAGGGCAUGAUAUUUGGAGGUGUCUAUAUAUAGGCACCCCGGAACUUGACGAUAAAUUCUAGACCAUCUAUAUAUAAUUCUGCUGCCAGCUAAGGGUUAAUAUGAUUUCCUUGAACAAAAUGUGCAUUGAUACCUUAAAUGUAACUUUCCUAUGGUGUUACACAUUACAGCAAAGCAGCACUGGUGUUAAGGGAUUUCAUCUUACCUUGUUUUUACGGAAAAAAAAAAAAGUCUCUGAAUCUUGAGAGUAGGAUCAUGCCAAUGGCCCGAGGCUUUAGUGGGGGCCAAACAGUGAUGAACAUUCUACAAAUAUUGCAUUUUAUAAGAAGUCAGAUCCUUAUUAUUUAUUUAUUCAGGGAACACUUGAUAAUGUUAGCAGGAUCUUUGGAUGAGAAAGUCUAACAAAUUAGGUAAUUAAGGUUGUUUAAGCUCUUUUGGAGGGAACUUUCAUAUCAGUCUGUAACUUAUAUGUAGCUAUUUAAAGACUUUGCUUUUCUUAUUUAAAAAAAAGAGUCAUUUUCCCUUUAGUGGAGAGGAUAGGCAUGGAAGAAACAGUGGCUGAUGAGAGUAAGGGCUAUGUGCCACUUCUGAUGCUGCCCCAAAGUGGAGUUUGAGUUCUCAUCAUACAUAAGAAAAUAGAAGUAUAAUAAAUGUAAUUUGGAGAAGUAUAAUCUGGUCUCAUUCUACAUGUUAGAUAUUUUGGGGGGGUUAGAAAGUAGUACAUUUACACUUUGGUGUCAUCAUGAAAUGUACCUCCAUCACAUCCAUACAAUAUUUGUGUUCAGUGUAUGGUCCGUCACUGCAGUAAUAAAGUUCUCCAGAGUUACAAGUACAACCCAAGCACUCACUAACAUCUGCCUGCACUGGAAAGUAUUAAAUCAUUUAACCUAGUUAAAACUUUCCAACUCGCCACACCACUGGUUGUAUUUUCAGCAGAUCAUGAGUGUGUUGAAGGCUAGAAGACAUUUCAAGAAUUAUAUAACGGAAAAUAAAGGGGAUAUGAUUCUUUA
Messenger RNA from Eriocheir sinensis (Chinese mitten crab), 4362 nucleotides. Its product is annotated as zinc finger CCCH-type with G patch domain-containing protein-like. Gene Ontology annotation, biological process: regulation of transcription by RNA polymerase II; negative regulation of DNA-templated transcription. The coding region runs from base 271 to 1872 and encodes 533 amino acids. Gene Ontology annotation, molecular function: metal ion binding; DNA-binding transcription factor activity, RNA polymerase II-specific; RNA polymerase II cis-regulatory region sequence-specific DNA binding. The transcript is spliced from 10 exons. Gene Ontology annotation, cellular component: nucleus. Lineage: Eukaryota; Metazoa; Arthropoda; Malacostraca; Decapoda; Varunidae. The record is from RefSeq and is a predicted model, not a curated record.